AUGGCUAGUAACGAGGAGCACCCUCACGAUGAUUCUAUUAAUGAUGGAGACAAUGAUGGAGGAAAAUCCGGUAAGGGAGUGGAAAAAGAAAUAAAAAGAGGAAAAACUAUAAUGAAGAAUAUCAUUCGUGAUAGAGAUAAGGGUAUAAAAUAUGAUGUGCAUUGGAGUCCAAAUGACCAAUUAAUUGAGCCUAACGGUUCUAAAUUGACAAGUUACAUUGGCACACUUGUAAGGAGAGAAAUUCCAAUAACUUGUGAUGAGUGGAGAGAUGAUAAGCUGAAUGAUGCUAAAAACAAAAUCUGGAGUGAGAUACAGAGGUCUUUCAACAUUGAUGACAAAAGAAAAGAUUAUUGUCUUGGAUUGGCCGGCAAAAUACUGAGAGGUUUAGAACAUAUUUAA
Molecule: messenger RNA, 399 nt
Organism: Vicia faba (fava bean)
Lineage: Eukaryota; Viridiplantae; Streptophyta; Magnoliopsida; Fabales; Fabaceae
Source: the annotation of a GenBank genome assembly